This is a messenger RNA of Spea bombifrons (plains spadefoot toad), 1513 nucleotides long. It is a transcript of the gene SLC14A1, whose product is annotated as solute carrier family 14 member 1 (Kidd blood group). Gene Ontology annotation, biological process: urea transmembrane transport. The coding region runs from base 330 to 1511 and encodes 393 amino acids. NCBI's taxonomy places the organism in Eukaryota, Metazoa, Chordata, Amphibia, Anura, Pelobatidae. The record is from RefSeq and is a predicted model, not a curated record. The transcript has 9 exons. Gene Ontology annotation, cellular component: membrane. Gene Ontology annotation, molecular function: urea transmembrane transporter activity.
GGUUUCCGCGUAUGGACGGAAUUGGCUCUAUGCCAGAUGUUUGGCACGGUCUCCUGCUGAACAGUAUAAAAAGCACAAGGACGCUGACCCCUACAUGAAUAUAGCUCAGGAGCCUUCAGCUGCGAUCCAGACGCUUCCCCUUCUCCUCUUACAAGCUGUAGCCCUGGGCUAUAUGCAUAUGGGCUGCGGAUUCUAUAGACGAUAACACAAGGGUUAAUGUAGAGGUUGGCACUGCAGAAUAAUCCCUGUGGAAGGAUAGCCGGGAUCGGAGACUCUGAUGUCUGGAACGUGACGUUGGGACUUGUUGGAAUUAUAGGAAACUGGAAACCAUGGAGAGUCAAAUUCCAAUCAAUAUAACGGAAAAAGAAGAAAAGGUGAAAACUGAGGAUGAUCCUGGUCAAUGUUCUAAGAGCCUGGUGCUCUUUUGUACUGCAAUUCAUUACAUUUCAGGAGAAAUGAAGGAACUUGGUGACUGGUUAAAAGAUAAACCUCUCCCUUUCCAGUUCAUUGACUGGGUUCUACGUGGAACAUCACAAGUGAUGUUUGUAAAUAAUCCUCUUAGUGGACUUCUUAUCGUGAUUGGCCUCUUCCUCCAGAACCAAUGGUGGGCAAUCGCAGGCUGCUUGGGCACAGCCGUGUCUACCCUCACAGCUCUAAUUCUCAGCCAAGACAGGUCGGCGAUCGCAGCGGGAUUGUAUGGCUACAAUGGUACCCUUGUGGGAUUGCUCAUGGCAGUCUUCUCCGACAAAGGAGAUUGGUACUGGUGGCUGCUUCUUCCCGUGACCGUCAUGUCAAUGACCUGUCCAGUCUUAACCAGUGCCUUGGCCUCCGUCCUCGGUAAAUGGGACCUUCCUGUCUUCACGCUGCCCUUCAACAUUGCUGUCUGCCUGCACAUAGCUGCCACCGGACACUACAAUGUCUUCUUCCCUACGGUGGCUAUCCAACCCAUAGACUCCGUGCCAAACAUAACCUGGUCUGAUGUGCAGGUGCCUUUGUUGCUGAAGGCAGUCCCGGUUGGCGUUGGGCAGGUAUAUGGAUGCGAUAACGCGUGGACGGGGGGAAUAUUCCUGGUGGCCCUGUUCGUCUCCUCUCCGAUAAUUUGUAUGCACGCUGGCAUUGGAUCGGCUCUGGGGAUGUUGGCAGGGCUGAGUGUGGCCGCACCUUUUGAGAAAAUCUAUUUCGGACUGUGGGGUUACAAUCCCGUUCUCGCCUGCAUUGCGGUAGGGGGCAUGUUCUACGCUCUGACCUGGCAGUCUCAUUUACUCGCGAUAUCGUGUGCCUUAUUCUGUGCGUACCUUGGGGCUGCACUUGCAAACAUGAUGGCCGUGUUUGGGUUGCCUUCGUGUACGUGGCCUUUCUGCCUGUCCGCUCUCAUCUUCUUGUUGAUCACCACAAAUAAUCCCGCUAUUUACAAGAUGCCCUUGUCUGAGGUUACUUACCCGGAGGCCAACAGGAUCUAUUACAUCGGCAUGAAGAAGGAAAAGAGAGAAAAAGGCAAAAAUAAUAUCUGACC